AUGUUUCAAUCCAGCCUCACUUUCAUCCGCACACACAAGAAAGGCCCGGUUUUCAAAUCCAGCAUUCACGAAACUCCCAUUUGGGCUAACAGCAUGACUCUUUCUCAGAAGAAUGCAAAAUGGCUAGCCAGCCUAUCGUUUGUGGCCAAUUUUUUCGCCCAGCUGUAUGGCAUGCUCGCCACCCCCAAUAUGAAGGACAUACAUGAUGCCAAUUUGUCUUUUUGGUCGCCACAGCCAAUUCUAGUAUUAAUAAUAUUUAUUCCACAACUUGUCCUUCAGUUGACCUGGCAGUUCCGUCUUUGGAAGAUAGAUUCACAAUUUGAUGCUGAUAAAUUUAUAGAGGUUGAGCAAAUGGUCGAUUACGUACCCUAUUAUGCUUUAGGAAAUCUAUGUAUUGCUAUAUGGAUGAUUUUUUGGAAGCAGGCUGAUCUAAAGACUGCAAACCUCUUUGUCAUGGUCAACUCUUUCACUCAGUUGUAUUACGUAUUUGGCCGUCUACCACCCAUGGAGGCUCAAUCUAUUUCCUCUAUUCUCACGUAUGCAGUGUCUACUACCCUGGCGGGAAUCGGUAUCUUGGACCUACUUCACAACGGUUCAGUGGCAUAUUUUGACCACCAAGGUCCAAAUCUUACCGUCAAGAUUUUAACGCUGGUUUUUUUCAUUGCACUAGUUUAUUUCAGCGAUUGGCUUUUAGGGGCGUGUUUAGUGUACGAUCUCGUAGCGCUCGCCAUUGGUCAAUGGGGCAUCGGUCAGAAGUCUUGGGGUAUGCUGUUGGGGGUAUAUGCCCUAGGGACAGCUUUUAUCGUAAUCCUGCAAAACUUUAUACGACCUUCUUACUUUAAGAAAACUACUAGUGGAUAUACCACUGUUCCCAAUAACGAAUCCGAUCUAGAGUAG
Blumeria graminis f. sp. triticale is the source of this 897-nucleotide messenger RNA. Lineage: Eukaryota; Fungi; Ascomycota; Leotiomycetes; Helotiales; Erysiphaceae. The record is from the annotation of a GenBank genome assembly.